Messenger RNA from Cadophora gregata, 1942 nucleotides. RefSeq lists its product as uncharacterized. Bases 573 to 1463 code for a protein of 296 amino acids. The transcript has 5 exons. Gene Ontology annotation, molecular function: oxidoreductase activity. The record is from RefSeq and is a predicted model, not a curated record. Lineage: Eukaryota; Fungi; Ascomycota; Leotiomycetes; Helotiales; Ploettnerulaceae.
ACCAGCUUUCGAAUUUCCGCAGCACGACAUUGUCUUUGCUUCUACCUGGGCCUAUCUAGGUACCUGCUUCCGAUUUUAUUUCAAUCAUACAGGCUCGAUUUCGCCCUCGACUCGCAUGGCCGUGCAAGUGCGAGUGCGAUCACCAGCAAGGGUUCGGGUCCACGGCUAGUGGACACUACCUACUCUAUCUCUAUUCUAUCCUCUCAGCUACACACAUACUGGCAACGUCGCAUGCUGACUAGCUGUUGGUUCCAGGCCCUUGUGGCUUUCGCUUGACAAGAUACGCUUGUAUAGCUGUCCUGGGGCACUUAACCAAGUCAACACUCCUUCCUCAGUUAUAGCAUCAACGCAGCUGCUUCGCAGAAACCAACUGGUUCCAUCCAUGAUGGCGACUGUGACAAAAUCCUCCCCCGAGACGACAUAUUCUGUUAGCUGUAUUCCCUGGACUCCAUAUGUCGUCGGUGGAUUUUUGCUCUAUGUCAUGCUCUGUUCUGCUUUGAGGUUCCAUCGUCAGUUUUCUAUGCUUAGGAAGUACAACUUGACUGGUCGGAAGUCAUUGGCUCGCAUGACCAAUGUGGAGGCCCAAGCUAUCAUGUGCCAGCUGGCGGAGCGUGAAUUCCCCAAGAUUUACUACACAAGUGUCCAACCUCUCUAAUUUACGACUACGCAGAUUUGCUUUGUUCAAAACUUACGGCAUUCCGACAAUCUCCGAGCUGCUUUGCGCCACCAAGGAGUUCAGUACUCCAGAAAAUGCUGGAAAGAGGUACGCGGAUACUACAGUUCUCAUCCAAGAAUUUGCUGGCCAUCACCCAAAGUCAGAGCGUGUUAUCAAAGCCAUUGCUCGAAUGAAUUAUAUCCACAGUCAAUACCAGAAGGCUGGCAAGAUUUCAAAUGGGGAUCUGCUCUACACGUUGAGCGUUUUCAUCACAGAGCCUAUCAGUUGGAUCGAGAAGUAUGAAUGGAGAAGCAUGAACGAUUUGGAAGUGUGUGCGAUCGCUACAUUUUGGAAAUCAAUCGGCGAUGCCAUGGGAAUUAAAUAUGUAGGUUAUCUAACCAAGAAGGAAUGGACCGAUGGUCUGGAAUUCUACAUGGACAUCAAAACAUGGGCACACGAUUACGAAAUCAAGUUCAUGGUACCUGCGAAAACAAACAAGACUACUGCUGACGAGUUGAUCCCUCUUCUCUUGUUCUACGUCCCACAUCAGCUCAGAGCAGCUGGUUCUCAUAUGGUUGGGGUCAUGAUGGGUGAACGUCUAAGAGCUGCCAUGAUGCAUCCAACUCCACCACCGACUUACUUCAAAGUUGCUAAUGCUCUAUUCGGACUUCGUCGUUUCGUCCUCCGAUACCUGGCACUCCCACGACCUUAUUUUAUGAGAGUGCGGGAGCUCAGCGACCACCCCGACCUGAAUACCGGACGAUUCCACACUAACAGAUAUGUGGCUUAUCCAUUCUACAGUGAGUAGAUGUACACUGCUCGUAUUGUCCUAUUUCCUGUUUCUCGAUAUUUCCCAGGGAUCAUACGCUCCACUGUUGCAAAAACGUCCACCAUACUGAAGACCGUGCAGAUAAACCGGGCUUUCUUAAUCGCUGGGGCCCAGAAGGACUGUUUGUGUGGAUUUCUGGUGGCGACAGACCCGGCUCAAAGGGCAAUUUGUACCUGCCUGAAGGCUACAAGUUCGAAGAAAUUGGACCGAAGAUCAUGAAGAAUCGAGGACUAGGGGAGACUAGGGCUUGGGAGAAAAAGCUAAUGGUUGAGAGACCAGCUGGCUGCCCUUUUGCAUUCGCCUAAUAACGGUGAGAUGAAGGGGUUGGUAAGAUUUAUUUUAGUCCCUGGCACAAGUCAAAUGAGCGGCUGCCAUAUAUUGGCUGUAUGGCCGACUCCACUCGAGAGUAUUCAACAAAUUCAAAUGCUCCUGCGGUAUCAGCUGAUACACCGUGCACA